Manihot esculenta (cassava) is the source of this 1442-nucleotide messenger RNA. Its product is annotated as metalloendoproteinase 5-MMP. Lineage: Eukaryota; Viridiplantae; Streptophyta; Magnoliopsida; Malpighiales; Euphorbiaceae. Gene Ontology annotation, molecular function: metalloendopeptidase activity; zinc ion binding. The transcript has a single exon. Gene Ontology annotation, cellular component: extracellular matrix. The record is from RefSeq and is a predicted model, not a curated record. Gene Ontology annotation, biological process: collagen catabolic process; extracellular matrix organization; proteolysis. The coding region runs from base 202 to 1314 and encodes 370 amino acids.
CAGCGUCGACAGAGACCUGAAGCAGACGCCCAAGAAAACCAAAACUGCAUUUUUUUUUUUCAUCUCAAUGUCCACGCCGGCAUUCACCUGCCCCUUUUAUAUCUACCAACUUUGAAACUUAAUCAGGCCAACCCUCUUCUUCUUCUUCUUUUUCUUCGUUUCUAUUUCUCUCUCUCCGUGAAUUCAAACGGGAAGCAAAACAUGAGAUUCCAACUUUUUGCGAUUGCAGUUCUCCUCUUACUUGAGUCACCAUCAAUUUCUGCCAUACUCCUCCCCAAUAUCUCAUCAAUUCCACCGGGUUUUCUCCCUAAUGUCACAGCUCCUGCAUGGGACUCCUUCAAGAAAUUUCUCGGAUGCCGCCCCGGCGAAAAGUUUAAUGGCUUAGCCAAGAUCAAGCAGUACUUUCAUUACUUCGGCUACAUUCCUAAUUCCCCGUCUAACUUCACCGAUGAUUUCGACGACGUUCUCGAGUCUGCUCUCAGAACCUACCAACAAAAUUUCAAUCUCAAAGUCACUGGUGAGCUCGACCAGCAAACGCUUAACAAGAUUGUACAGCCAAGAUGCGGCAAUGCCGACAUAAUCAACGGCACCACCACCAUGAACUCCGGUAAGUGGACGGCGUUUAAUACCACCUCGCCCUUCCAUACCGUCGGUCACUACUCGUUCUUUCCCGGCAACCCACCUCCACGCUGGCCAGACAGCAAACGCGAUCUGACUUACUCGUUUUGGCCCGGUAAUGGAUUGACUGACCAGGAUAAGAGCGUCUUCACCCGCGCGUUUGCCCGCUGGUCAACAGUGAUACCUAUGACUUUCACUGAGACGGAUUCUUUUAACAGUGAUAUCAGGAUCGGGUUUUUCAGCGGCGAUCACGGUGAUGGAGAGCCGUUCGAUGGGGUUUUGGGGACUUUGGCCCACGCUUUCUCCCCGCCAAGCGGGCUGCUCCAUUUGGACUCUGAAGAGGAAUGGGUGGUCUCCGGCGACGUUAGCACCUCGUCGAUAUUGUCGGCGGUGGAUCUAGAGUCAGUAGUCGUGCACGAAAUUGGGCAUCUAUUAGGGUUGGGACAUUCCUCCAUCGAAGAGGCGAUCAUGUACCCUAGCAUUUCUUCACGAACCAGAAAGGUUGAAUUGGCGCAGGACGAUAUCGAAGGGAUACAGAAGCUUUACGGUAAGAACCCGAAUUAUAACGGGUCGUCGCCGUUGACACCUGCCAUUCAGGAGAGGGAAACCAAUGGGGGCCAGUAUGUACAUUCACUUCCUAGUUGGCUCCUUAUCAGUUUGUUGAUGCCAGUUGGAUUCUUUUCGCUGCUCUUUUAAUUUUUUUUUAUUUUAUUUUUUAAUUAUUGUUAAUGAGAUUGAUAUUUGGAUUCACCGUAGGAUUAGACACUUUUGUAGGCAGAUGCAGCGACAGUUCAUUUGUUAUAAAUAAUAAUAUUUUUCUACAA